AUGGAGCAGCAAGGCUACGAAGAAGACCUCUUACGAAGAUGGUUCCAACAAGACGCGGAAGGGCCCGCUAAGCACCUCACGGAGGCCGACAUAUGCGACAUCGCGGAGGUCUUGACGCGCAGCUCGAAAGAUGCGUGGAGUCGCAUUCCAAGGAUCUACAGUAUCCUGAGAAAGAUUGGACAGCUGGACGCAAUCGACGCCUUCAUUGACGAUGGAUUCACAGACGUGUCUUUCCCCUUCUCGGGGACCACCUUACCCGAAGCACUACGCGAUCACUCCGCACGACUCAACUUCCUCGAGCUGCAGCAUCUCGUCUACGAUAACGAAGCGCUCGACCUUGAACGGCACGCACGCCACGGCCACUUCAGCGACCCGAAAGACGUGCCGUUGAAGAAGGUCGGUGAACUAGGGAAAGGUGGUUUUGGAUACGUUGAUCGGGUUGUCAGCACCAUCAGUCAUAAGGAAUACGCGCGAAAACUCAUAUCGAGAGGAAGAACUUUCCGGAAGGACAAGCAGGUCUUGCGCGCUUUCACCAAGGAGUUGUCGAAUCUCAAAGGCCUAUCGCAUAGACAUCUUGUCAAACUCGCCGGUAGCUACACCGAUAAAAAGUUCGUCGCCAUCAUUAUGCUUCCUGUUGCAGACAUGAAUUUGCAGACGUUUUUGGAGAACACUAAUCUCGACGACACCUCUCGGUCUUUCCUGAGGCCCUUUUUCGGUUGCCUCACAUCAGCGCUUUCGUAUCUGCACGACAAUCGUAUACGUCAUAAAGAUAUCAAACCAUCAAAUGUUCUCAUCAAGCAUGACCAGGUCUACUUGACAGACUUCGGUACGUCACUGGAUUGGUCUGGAUGUGACAACAGUACCACGGUCACGGCUCCACCGACGACACCGCGCUAUUGCGCACCAGAGGUGAUGGCCUUUGUGGAACGCAAUACAUCAUCCGAUAUAUGGUCCCUCGGUUGUGUUUUCUUGGAGAUGUGGACAGUUCUAAAGCGUUGCACUCUCGACGAAUUGAAGGCACACAUGUCGGACAACGGAACUCACGUCAAAGAGUAUCAUCACAACCUCGAGGCUAUUGCGAUUUGGAUUCAGAUACUUGAGAAUGCAGCAGGGCCAUCAUGCGAUUUGGUGCCGUCGGGGUGGAUACAAAAUAUGCUCCAGCACAAGCCAAGAUCUCGGUGGAAUUGCCACAUCCUUGCCAACCAUAUCCACGAAGCGAGUAUAGACCCUUCUUUAGAGUAUACCUUCAAGGGUUUAUGCUGCCUUGAGCCAGAGGACGGCACUACCGAUGAGACCGAAUCUUCCGAUGGAUAUUCGGAAGCUGGAUUCAUCACACCGUCGCUACCUUCUAUCGAACGAGAGGAUUCCGAGCAGGUCGUAGAGUCCGCAGCAUCACCUGAAACCCAGAUUGAGAACUUAGUGAGUGACGAAACCGCUAAACCUGCUGAACUGUUGUCGCGAGUCCAGCUCGAUGUGCCAAUUCCCCGUAUAUCAGUCAACGACUGCUCUGCUCCUCCUGGAGCGUUUGUCGAAGAUGAGAGCGAUUCUUUAGCACGUGAGCUGUAUGACCCUUCAACACCAAGAAAGGCUACGGUAGACUCAGAAGAAGCUGACGCUGAACACGACGAUGCAAUAAGAACUACCCAGCGGUUCUUCUUCCCCGAGAAGCUCCAGCACAGUUUCAUGGUGCUGGGAUGA
Alternaria conjuncta is the source of this 1698-nucleotide messenger RNA. RefSeq lists its product as uncharacterized. The transcript has 3 exons. The record is from RefSeq and is a predicted model, not a curated record. The coding region runs from base 1 to 1698 and encodes 565 amino acids. Lineage: Eukaryota; Fungi; Ascomycota; Dothideomycetes; Pleosporales; Pleosporaceae. Gene Ontology annotation, biological process: protein phosphorylation. Gene Ontology annotation, molecular function: protein kinase activity; ATP binding.